AUGCCGUCCGUUGAAGCAGCGGAGAGCUCCGCCGGCCGUGACCUGGAAAACAAAUCUCUGGGAUCAGUCAACAUUGAUAGAACCGAAUCACUUUCAUCAGGUAUCAUCCAACCAGAGGUUAAAAAAAGAUGGGUGUCCUACUUAUGGGACACGUUGGAUAAGUCGCCGGAAGAAAGGCGGUUCUUGUUCAAGCUCGACGCCGUGCUUCUUUCGUUUGCUUCGUUGGGUUACUUCAUCAAAUAUCUCGACCAAGUGAAUAUUAACAAUGCAUUUGUCUCUGGAAUGAAAGAAGACCUUGGUCUGUUUGGAAACCAGCUGAAUUACAUGCAAACUUGUUGGACUGUAGGAUAUGUCAUUGGGCAGAUUCCGAGUAAUAUCCUGUUAACUCGGAUUCGACCGUCUAUCUGGAUUCCAUCAUGCGAAGUUACCUGGGCAGUCUUGACGAUUCUGAUGGUAAAAUGCAACAAUGCGCAACAGAUUUACGUACUGCGAUUCUUCAUCGGACUUGCUGAGAGCACAUUCUACCCUGGGAUGCAGUACAUCAUUGGAUCAUGGUACCGCAAAGAUGAGCUCGCCAAACGAUCUUGCAUCUUUCACACCAGCAGUGCUAUUGGGACAAUGUUAUCAGGCUACCUUAUGGCUGCGGUGUAUCACCUUGGCGGCAAAGAUGGUUUCAAAGGCUGGCAGUGGCUCUUCAUCAUCAACACAGUCAUCUCUCUGCCGAUAGCCUUGGCCGGAUACUUUAUGAUUCCCGACGUGCCAGAAAUCACACGGGCAUGGUAUUUGACGCCAGAUGACAUUGCCAUUGCUCAGAAGAGGAUGCAGCUGGAGGGAAGAGCCAACCGCGCCCCAUUUACCAAAGCCAAACUGAAGAGCAUAUUUUCUAGCUGGCACAUCUACCUGCUCACUCUGCUCUACAUAUUCUUCAAUAACGGCGGCGGCGCGGCUUCUCAGCCUGCGUUUUCACUGUGGCUCAAGAAAGAAGGAUACAGUAUUACACAGAUCAACACAUACCCCACCAUCACGACUGCAAUUACCGUCGUCACGACAUUGGCUUAUGCUUGGACUUCAGACACGAUAUUCAGAGGAGAAAGAUGGCCACCAAUUGUAUUCUCGGGCAUCAUGAACAUUGUCGUUUAUGUUAGCCUAACAAUUUGGAACAUCCCGAUUGGCUGGAAGUGGGCUUGCUUCUUUUUGGCUGGAUUCAGCGGAGGCAUCAGCGGCCUGACAUUUGCCUGGGCUCACGAAAUCUGCACCGAUGAUAACGAAGAGCGAGCGCUAGUGACAGGUACCAUGAACGAAAUGGCUUAUGUGGUUCAGGCAUGGCUUCCGCUCUUGAUCUGGCAGCAAGUGGAAGCUCCCGAAUACCCAAAAGGAUACCCGACAAGCAUUGGAAUCGCCGUCGGAUUGAUAAUAAUGGCUUUCUGGAUAAGGCAUGCCCACCGACGAGAAAAGCGCAGGAAGCAGAUCGCGGAGGAUGAGUCGAUUUUACGUAUAUCCGCAGCAUGA
Messenger RNA from Trichoderma atroviride IMI 206040, 1509 nucleotides. RefSeq lists its product as uncharacterized. Gene Ontology annotation, cellular component: membrane. Gene Ontology annotation, biological process: transmembrane transport. Gene Ontology annotation, molecular function: transmembrane transporter activity. NCBI's taxonomy places the organism in Eukaryota, Fungi, Ascomycota, Sordariomycetes, Hypocreales, Hypocreaceae. The record is from RefSeq and is a predicted model, not a curated record.